AUGACGGACCAAUUUGCAUUCUCAUACCCGUCUCCACUCGAGGGCUAUGAAAACUUCGAACCGCUGACAGAUGAAAAGACAGAGGAUGGAAAGUCCCUCAAGAAUCCCCAGCACGGAAUCUUAAGUAAAGCAUACGAGGAAUUCCCUGACCCUCUCGCUAAAGGUCGCCGUGGAGGUUUUGAUAUCCAUAUCUAUCAUUUUCAGUCCCUGAGCUUCGCAUUUACACCUUCUUCGACAGACCAGUAG
This is a messenger RNA of Aspergillus fumigatus Af293, 246 nucleotides long. The record is from RefSeq and is a predicted model, not a curated record. Lineage: Eukaryota; Fungi; Ascomycota; Eurotiomycetes; Eurotiales; Aspergillaceae.